Molecule: messenger RNA, 1401 nt
Organism: Cololabis saira (Pacific saury)
Lineage: Eukaryota; Metazoa; Chordata; Actinopteri; Beloniformes; Belonidae
Product: WD repeat-containing protein 82-like
Exons: 9
Coding region: 215-1162 (315 amino acids)
Cellular component (GO): Set1C/COMPASS complex
Molecular function (GO): protein binding; chromatin binding
Source: RefSeq, a predicted model, not a curated record
AUUCACGCUCCAAGCCCUGCCGUGUAUUCGUGUUGUUAUUAUCUGUUACUCUGCACAAACAAAGCAAUUUAAGCGCAUACGCCGUCCAAAAGCCAGCUCUCAUGCACUAUUCAACCAGACACAAAUAACUUGUUUGCUUUAUGGGAUCAAACAGGGACGACUUUUACCUUUGGUUUUACGCCGUACGUUGGAUUUUGCAUAAAAUCCUGCAGAAAUGAAGAUCACAGACAGGGUGUUGCGGAGUUUCAGGGUAGCCAGGACGUAUCAAAACAGUGCGGAGAAAGUUAACUGUGUGGAUUACAGCCCAAAUGGUGAAAAUGCGAUAUCCAGCACUGAUGACGACUGCAUUUUGUUAUAUGAUAUGCGAGAUGGAAAGCCCAGUAAGACCCUGUACAGCAAAAAGUAUGGAGUAGACCUCAUCCGCUUCACUCAUGGAGAUACAAACACUGUCAUCUACAGCUCCAACAAACUCAAUGAUACCAUCCGAUACUUGUCACUCACCGAUAAUCAAUACAUCAGAUAUUUCACAGGUCACACUGCACGGGUUACUGCGCUCUCCAUUUCUCCUGUGGAUAACACCUUCAUCUCCAGCUCGCUGGAUAAGACCGUCCUUAUCUGGGACCUGCGCGCUCGUGACUAUCAGGGUUUGACUAAUCUCCCGGGGAAACCUAUUUGUUCGUUUGACCCAGAUGGGCUGAUAUUUGCCACAGGGGUGGAUUCACAGGCCAUUGAACUUUUUGACCUUCGUGCUUAUGACAAGGGUUCCUUUACCACCUUUAAGACCCGGUUUAAUCGUGUCUGUGACUGGACUGGAAUCAAAUUCAGCAACGAUGGGAAACAGAUUCUCAUCUGCACAAACGGAGGGGCCAUUCGUAUCCUGGAUGCUUUCAGUGGGGCCGUGCUGCACACUUUUUCGGGCUACAACAACAGUAGAGGCAUCUCCCUGGAGGCCUGCUUCACACCAGACUCACAGUUUGUCAUGAUUGGUUCAGAAGAUGGGAGGGUGCAUGUUUGGAGCACAGACAGUGGGAUGAAGGUUGCCGUGUUGGACGGGAAGCAUCCAGGACCCAUCAACGCGCUCCAGUUUAACCCCAGACACAUGACGUUUGCCAGUGCCUGCACAAACAUGAAAUUUUGGCUCCCGUGUAUCGAUGACCAAUGAGGAGGGGUGUUUUUUGUGUGUUUUUAUCUGCACUGUCCUUUUUGGAACAAUUAAAAGUUCCAUCCCCAAAAGUUUAGCUCAUGUUAAUAUUUUUACCAAGUGACGUUUUAAGCUUUUAAAAGUUUUAAUUCAACAUUAGUUGAGCAAAAUACUUUUUAUCUCCUGUAAAAAAAAAAAAGUUUUUACCACAGUUAGGUUACAUUCGCUCAUUUUUUAUCUCUGCAUUAUAUCGUUGAAUU